This is a messenger RNA of Notechis scutatus (mainland tiger snake), 415 nucleotides long. The record is from RefSeq and is a predicted model, not a curated record. Lineage: Eukaryota; Metazoa; Chordata; Lepidosauria; Squamata; Elapidae.
CGCUUGGUGGCUUUGCGGGGAGAUGGAGGACCGGGGUCUGCAAGGCGUGAAGCCCUACCUGGAGAAGCUCACCCUCGGGGUGACCCGCCUCCUGGAAACCUCUCCAGGAGUUACGGAAGUCAUGUUUGUAGAAAAAGAACCGGCUGAGCGACACACAAUCGUCUCCUGGGAACAGAAAAACGCCUGCGUCCUACCAGACGAUCUGAAGAAUUUCUACCUCAUGACCGACGGUUUCCGGAUGACCUGGAACGUCAAGUUUGAUGAUAACCCAGUUUCUCUAGGCUGCAUGACGAUUAACAGCAUCUCCAAGCUGAACCGUCUCUGUGUCUCACCAGUGUACACUUUGCCCAGUGCACCAACUCUGGCUGAUCUGGAAGACUCCGAUGAGGAGGAAGGUAUACACACACACACACAC